Amborella trichopoda is the source of this 627-nucleotide messenger RNA. RefSeq lists its product as uncharacterized. The record is from RefSeq and is a predicted model, not a curated record. NCBI's taxonomy places the organism in Eukaryota, Viridiplantae, Streptophyta, Magnoliopsida, Amborellales, Amborellaceae.
AUGGCUCUGACCAUGGCCCUGGUGAUGAUGGGCCCUCUAGUGGGAGCCCAAGACAGUAAGGAAGCAUCCAAGGCACAAAUAACCCACCACACCGAAACUAUAGGCGGGCUCCGUGCAAGUGGGCCUGGUCUAGGCGGGCUUGGAGGAACUGGUCCUAGUUUUGGUGGCCUUGGAGGGACUGGGUCUGGUCUAGGUGGGAUUGGUGAACAUGGGCCUGGCCUAGGUGGGAUUGGUGGACAUGGGCUUGGUGGAACUGGUUCUAGUCUAGGUGGGCUUGGUGGAAAUGGCCCUGGUUGGGGAAACGGCUAUGGCGGAGGGAGGUAUGGAAAUGGAAGAGGUUGGCAAGGAGGCAGACGGGACGGUGGAUAUGAUGGGGGAUGGCAUGGGCCUCGUGAUAGCUAUGGGGGUCGUUAUGGUGGUUAUGGACCUGGUAAUGGUGGAGGUGGGCCAGGUUAUGGUCGUGAGCCAGGUUAUGGUGGUUAUGGGGGUGAUAAUGGUGGAAGUGGGCCAGGCUAUGGUGGAGGAGAGCCAGGUUACGGUGGAGAUGGCCGUGGUUAUGGUGGAAGUGGCCCUGACUAUGGUGGGGUUGGACCUGGUAUACCUGGUAAUGGUGUUUCUCCCCCAUGA